Messenger RNA from Rosa chinensis, 897 nucleotides. RefSeq names its product lactoylglutathione lyase. Bases 272 to 646 code for a protein of 124 amino acids. The transcript has 6 exons. Gene Ontology annotation, molecular function: metal ion binding; lactoylglutathione lyase activity. Lineage: Eukaryota; Viridiplantae; Streptophyta; Magnoliopsida; Rosales; Rosaceae. The record is from RefSeq and is a predicted model, not a curated record.
UAUUUGGGACAUGAUAUCAUGGCAAUGCAUGCAUUAUUGAAAAUUUUGAAAUAGUAUAUGUGAUCAGUUGGAUUUUGUGUGUUAUCAUGGUGACUAUGCACCUGUAUUCACUAUGUGAACCAAUUUCUGGAUACUGUUAGAUUGUCUUGUUUUUGUGUGCAUGUGCUCAUGCUCAUGUAAAUUGUUAGGUUUUGGAAAUAGCUCAUUAGGUGGAAGUUGAUGGUUAUUUCUUUAAUUUUUCAGGCUACUUAAGAGGCUGGACUUUCCGGAAAUGAAGUUUAGUUUGUACUUUCUGGGCUAUGCGGAUGCUGCCUCAGCUCCAACUAACCCAGUUGAUAGAAUUGUUUGGACCUUUGGUCAGAAGGCUACAAUUGAAUUAACACAUAACUGGGGUACUGAAAGUGAUCCAGAAUUCAAAGGAUACCACAAUGGUAAUUCAGAACCUCGUGGCUUUGGACACAUUGGCAUCACUGUUGAUGACACAAAAAAUGCAUGCGAGAGAUUUGAACGUCUGGGGGUUGAAUUUGUGAAAAGGCUGGAUGAUGGAAAGAUGAAAGGAAUAGCAUUCAUUAAGGAUCCAGAUGGUUACUGGAUUGAGAUCUUUGACCUUCAAACUAUAGGAAAAGUCACUCUGGGUGCUUCUUGAGGUGGACUAAGGUGGCACUUAUAGGUGAGCUUCCCUGUUGGUUCGGAUAAUACUUGAGGGCCUAGUCUAGUAAGUGGAUCGUUUUUGUUAAUUAUUGUGUGCUUUUAUGCUACUUGCUACUGGAGACGAGAGUUCUGUGGCAAGUUAUCUUUGUUUUGUCUACUCGACUGUUGUUCAGUCCGAGCGUUGGUCCUUUUGAUCUCUAUUUGUACAAACAUUUGAUUGAUGAAUUGGAACUUUUGUAAGCCUUA